UUAGUGAACAGUGGUGUUCUACACAAUAUACUAUGUAUACUAUAUUAAACAAUGAGCAAUAUUAUUUAUUUUAAAUUCUAAAAACAUUGUGACUUUUUUAAUAAUAUUAAUUAAUACAUAACAUAACAUAUAACAUAUAAUAUAUAUAACAUUUUCUUUUAAAACUCCCAGGUACUUAAAAAAAUGAAUGUAAAAACCGUCAACGUACUGAUUUUAUGGAUUCUCGUUAUCGGCGGAUUAGUAGUUAAUGAAGGAAAACUACAAUAUGAAAGAAAUUGUCAAAUCGUCAUCGGAGAUGGAGGACUCAUAUGUACUGAUGUUGAAUACAAAUCUCAUUCAGAUGAUUAUGACAUUACAACAAUUUGUAAAACAACAUCGGUAAAUAAUGCUGGUAAAGAAAACAUUCUAAAUUCAUUGAAUGAUGCUGUUAAUGGAUUAAGGUGCUAUGACGUAAAAAUUCAUUUGAGAACAAAUGCUAUUGGAAUGCCAAUUAACUUAAAUGGAUUCAUUCCGAGUUCUGAUAGGAAAAGUUUAGAAUUUAUAGCAGACAGAAAAUAUCAAACAACAUUAAACAAUAUUUUUACUCGAAACCAAAUUACAUACAACACCACAGAUUGGGCCAUGACGGCAUUGAUUAUGUCUAAUGGAGCAGUAAUACCGAAGGAUUUUUAUUACAAUUUGCUCUUAUGGAAAGCUAACACUGCUAAAGAAUCGUUCAAUAUCAAAUGGACACAAAGGAAUUCAGUUAAAAUGUGUAUAUCUAUAUCGUAUUUACUGAGAGAUGAAUCGAAAUGUACGUUAUCAUUGGACGUAUCUCAAUUAGAUAGAGAUCAUUUUGAAAAAAAAAUCAUGCAUUCCUAUGAUAUAAAAGAAUCGAAAGAUCUAAAAACGGUAUUAUUUAAAAAUGAUAAUUGGUUACACGAGAACAAGACAUAUAGUUUAAAUUUUAAGCUCUUAAAAAAAACAAUAGAAAAAGAGAUGUACAGUUCAAGAUAUCAAAGCAAGUAUUAUACUGAAACAGUAUAUGUCGCAGGUUGUACAAUUGGAAUUAAACGUAUAGCCCAGUGCACAGAUGAAUACGAAAAUGAAGAUAUAUUGACAAUAAAUGAGAAAGAAUUACAAGAUACACCAUCUAAUGCUUCGUUAACCGUCGACAUUUAUCCAUUUGAUUAUGAACCACGGCAAAAAUUAUUAAUUCCACAAAGUUUGGGGUGCUUUAACGGAGGUUUUGCAAACCAAAACAGAUGUAUAUGUCCUCCUGGCUUCAAAGGCAAUAACUGCGAAUAUGGAUGUGGAUCGAACAGAUUUGGCACUGACUGUACCGGAAUGUGUUCAAUACAUCAAACACAGUGUCGGCAAAUGAUAUUUUGUACCAAAGGAUUUGGGUGCAAAUGUCCAGCGGGAUAUAGUGGUUUCAAUUGCACCAAAGAAUGUACGAGUGGUACGUACGGCGUAGAUUGCGAGCAACAAUGUCCAGAAGGGUGUCGUUUAAAAUCAUGUAACGUUUACACUGGCGUUUGCAACAAAGGAUGUACGGCCAGUUACAUUGCACCCGAUUGUAAAGAAAAGUACCCGUGGCUCAAAUCUCCGCCAAAACUGGAAUCGUCGGAUUAUAGGUCACUAAAAUUGAAAAUUGAUUUAAAUACAGAUAACAUACAAGGCAGUAACAACAUUAAAUCGGUGUAUUAUCAAAUCAUAUUUAAGAUUGUUUCAAAUGAAUCGGAAUUUCAAUACUUAGAACUAAAAGAAAUUGGAGACCAAAAAUCCAUAAUUGAAAUCACAGACAAUCUAAAACCCGGAAUAUCGUAUACUUUUGGUGUGAUCCUAGUUUCAGAAGACGGAAAUAACAAUAUAGAAGAUAUCAAAAUUGUCAAUUAUUCCACCAGAUGCCUAUUGCCGAAAAGUACAAAUUAUAAUGUUAAUUUGAUGAGUGGAACAGACAACAUAAAUGUUACAUGGAAUAAGCUUAAUGACCAAAACGAAGAGGACUGCAAAAUAAUGGAAUAUUUAUUGAAACUGAUGUAUUAUAAUACGGAUUUAAAACAACUAAAUUAUUCAGAAGAAGUAAAAUCCAAUAAUAAUCAUGGAUAUAUAUUUGAAAAUCUACUAUCCGGUGAAAAAUACGCAGUACAAGUAACAGCAAUAACGGCAACAGGUCAGGCUGAACCAUCAAUGUUGUCAUAUAUUUACACCGAACCUUAUGGACAAAUUCAAAUAAAAAACAUAAAAAUCAAAUUUAAUGAGAAUUCAUCACUGAUAAUAACGUGGGACAUUGAUGAAAAAUACGCAAGUACGUCGUUGGUUUAUGAAAUUAAAUACAAGGUUAAUAAGCAUUUUAGUUGUUCAAACAAAAUCAUUACAAACAACUGGACAUCACUACUAGUUUACAAUAAGACCAGACAAGAAAUCUCGAAUUUGAUACCAAACACGCAGUAUAUUAUAAAAAUUGAUCCCAAAAUUAAAGGAUAUACUUACGACGACUAUUCUAAUAUGAUUUAUGUGAAAACACCUAUAUCUAAACCAAAGUUAAAACCAGUAAUUAAUGACGAAAAUAGUUCAUACAUCACAAAUCAAAGUGCAUAUUUCAAUUGGAAGAUGAACAUGACCGAGUGUUCUAAACUAAAUGGUUUCUUUCGAGGAUACCAGAUCAUACUAAAAAAUAUUGUCGAAGGCACGCAAGUAGUAGAGUCAAUUAAAGAAAACACGGUAAGCUACAACGAAUUAAAACCAGACAACAAAUACGAGGUGCAAAUAUAUGUACUGACAAAUGAUGGAUACAACAUAGAACAAGGAUUGUUAAUACCGUUCAAAACCAAAACUAAAUUUUUAGUACCAGUGGACGAAUUAAUAGUUUACAAGAAAAAUUUAAAGAAAAAAUCGAUUGGAAUCAGAUGGAGUUACCCCGAUGAAAAUGUCAUUAACGGUUUUAUCGUCAUCGCAAUCGAUGAGAAUUUGAAUAGUACAAAGCAAAUUAUCAUAGAACCCGCGGAAAGAUGCGUUGCUUGGCCAUCAUUUUACUGCACUACUUUUGAUAAUCUAAUACCCAACAACCAGUACACCAUAAAAAUAAAAGCCAAGUCACUAGACUAUCCAACAGGUGGUUCGACGGCAUCGGUCGUCACUAAUUUCAACGAUGGAUUUUCAGAUAAACCGGAAAAUCUCAGGACAACAGACGUAGGCUCCACGUACAUUUCCCUGGAAUGGGACAUUCCAUGGAUACUCAACGGUGUAUUGAAAUCGUUCAUAGUGAACAUAGAAGAGAUUUCGUCACAAGACAUCGAAAAAUGUUGUGACAGUAAACCAGACUUAGAGGUUCCGGUAACAGAAGAACUUCCAACCUAUAACUGCACGGUACAAGACUUAAAGCCUGGUUCCACAUAUUCGAUUGGUGUAUUAUCGAAGACUUCGUCUUAUGGUCAAACUAGUAAAAUACACGUGAAGACUGUGCAGUCUACAUUUACGGCUGUUACCGGUGUUGAACACGAAAAGCCAAUACAACUCGAAGCAAAUACAACCUCGGACAAACCUAACGUACUCUAAUAUAGCCGUGGAAAAUAAUUUCUCUCUUCGAGUAAUUUAUAUUAUGAUUGUAUUUUUAGAUUCAUAGCGUAUAAUUUAUUUAUAUUUUGGUAUAUUCACAUUAUUGUUAUUUUAUGUUUAUCGAGCUUUGUGAUUCGGUUUAAAACCAACCUGCAAUAAUAAUAACUUAUGUUACCAAUUACAUACUCAUAAAUGUACUUAAUUUCACUAACAAAAAUAAUUUUUAAAUUUUAUUCAUAGCGUAUCAUAUUGAUUACGUUUUUCUUAAGUCUAUUAUUUCAAUUUAAUUCCGAUGUAGAUCUAUAAUAAUAUAUUAUUAAGUGAAUAUUUAAACCAUAUGUAAACAAUUAUAACAUAUGCUUAAAUAAAUUAAUCAUGAAUUACCUACAUAUCAAACAUAUUAUAUAUAAUAAACAAAUUAUGUAUUGAUACUCGUUCUAGUGAUGUAAAUUAAGAAUAUUAGGAUAAAAAAUAAAUAAAUAAAUAUGUUACAAUAAUUUAUAUUGUACAGUGAACUAGU
Messenger RNA from Rhopalosiphum padi (bird cherry-oat aphid), 4060 nucleotides. RefSeq lists its product as uncharacterized. The record is from RefSeq and is a predicted model, not a curated record. Gene Ontology annotation, molecular function: protein binding. The transcript is spliced from 22 exons. Lineage: Eukaryota; Metazoa; Arthropoda; Insecta; Hemiptera; Aphididae. Bases 184 to 3540 code for a protein of 1118 amino acids.